AUCACUUUGCUUUGCAACAAAAUAAACACAUUCAUGAAAAUGUCCAUUCAUAUGUUCUUUGGUCCACAUCCGACUUGUUCGAAACAAAAAUCUGUACAUUGCGCUUACCUUCAAUCCUCAGCAAUGGUUGAAGGAUAUUCACAACAACCUUCCAAAAGGCAAUCCGCCCAUUACCAGCCAACUGCUUGGAAUUCUGAUUUUAUCAAGUCUUUGAAAAAUCACAAUAAUACAGAUGAAAUACAGAAGCAGAGGGCAGAGAAACUGAAGGAGGAUGUAAAGGCUAUGAUUUGGGAUACAUAUUCAAAUUCAUUGACAAUACUCGAACUGAUAGAUGAUAUUCAACGCUUGGGAUUGAGCUAUCACUUUGACAAGGAUAUCAAGAGAGCACUUGAUAAAAUUAUACUACCGAGGAAUGGAAAUAAUGUGAUGGAAGAUCAAAAGAUUGGUAUUCAUGCUAUUGCGCUCUGCUUUAGGCUCUGUAGACAACAUGGUUAUGAGGUCUCCCAAGAUGUGUUUAAGAGAUUCAAGGACGAAAAUGGAAACUUCAUGGAAUCCCUAAGCAAGGACACCAAUGGAUUGCUAAGUUUGUAUGAAGCUUCUUACUUUUCAUUUGAUGGAGAAAAACUGAUGGAAGAGGCCAAAGUAUUCACAACCAAACAUCUGAAGGGAAAGAUAGCGAACGAAGACCUUAUGGAACAAAUAAAUCAUGCACUGGAAAUGCCUUUGCAGCAUAGGAUGCUAAGGCUUGAGGCAAGGUGGUAUAUUGAAGCUUAUGGUAAAAGUAACGAUGUAAAUUAUUUGCUACUUGAAAUGGCUAAGUUGGAGUUCAACAUGGUGCAAUCUAUGCUUCAAGGAGAGCUCAAAGACAUGUCAAGGUGGUGGGAAGAUAUAAGCUUGGGAAAAAGGUUGAGUUUUAUGAGGGACAGAUCGAUGGAAUGCUACUUUUGGAAUGUGGGCAUGAUUUUUGAGCCCAAAUUCAGUGAUUGCCGAAAGAGUUUAACGAAAUUGGCAGCACUUGUAACCACCAUUGAUGAUGUCUAUGACGUUUACGGAUCAUUGGAUGAGCUUGAACUAUUCACAGCAGCUGUUCACAGAUGGGAUAUAGAGGCUGUGGAAAUCCUUCCCGACUACAUGAAGUUGUGCUUCCUAGCUCUCUACAACACUACCAAUGAAAUGGCUUAUGACAUUCUUAAACGAAAAGGAGUUAACAUCAUCCCAUACUUAAAAAGAGCGUGGGCAGAUAUAUGCAAAACAUUCUUGAGGGAAGCAAAAUGGUGUUCAAACAGGGAGACUCCAACAUUUAAGGCAUAUCUUGACAAUGCAUUGGUUUCGGUAUCGGGGGUGCUUAUAUCAAUCCAUGUCUACUUCUUGUUGACUGAAACUAUUACAAAAGAGGCUCUGGAGUGCCUAGAGAAGAAGUACCAUCCUCUUGUGGAGUGUUCAUCUCUCAUUUUUCGUUUUUCCAAUGAUUUGGCCACAUCCAAGGCUGAGUUGGAGAGAGGUGAAUCUGCAAACUCAAUCCUCUGUUACAUGCACGAAACCGGAGUUUCUGAACAAGAAGCCCGAAAGCACAUAAGUAGUUUGAUCGAGGAAGCGUGGAAGAAGAUGAACAAAGAACGAGUAGCAACUGAUUCUCCAUUUGAGAAACCGUUUAUUGAAACGGCUUUUAACCCUGCUCGGAUUGCCCAAUGCACUUACCAAAACGGAGAUGGGCAUGGAGCUCCGGAUAACAAAGCAAAAAACCGGGUUUUAUCUGUGAUAAUUGAACCCAUUACACUUGCAUGUGCAAAGACUUCAAAUAUGUUAGCUAGUGUUUCUUGAGGUAAAGAGAAGAAUAAAAGGUUGGAUUUUGUCUCUUUUAUGUGUUAUAUACGAUAACGUAACUUACCAGUACAAGAUACUGAUCCUACAAAUUGCAUAUUUUCCACUUUAAAAACUUCA
Rhododendron vialii is the source of this 1941-nucleotide messenger RNA. Its product is annotated as tricyclene synthase EBOS, chloroplastic-like. The transcript is spliced from 7 exons. The record is from RefSeq and is a predicted model, not a curated record. Gene Ontology annotation, molecular function: magnesium ion binding; terpene synthase activity. Lineage: Eukaryota; Viridiplantae; Streptophyta; Magnoliopsida; Ericales; Ericaceae. Gene Ontology annotation, biological process: diterpenoid biosynthetic process. The coding region runs from base 34 to 1821 and encodes 595 amino acids.